AUGUCUUGCAAGCCUCCAUCCGUCCCUCCAUCCUCGGAGAAGAGUUCCGAAAGCACGACAUCGGCGUCCACAAAUUCCGAGAAAUCUACUGCAAGUGUUCACGACACCGAUUACCGCCAGUCAUUAUCGUUCCGCGACAUCUUCAUUGAGCGUGAGAAUGCACCCCAGGGCUUGACACGGCGAGCAUGGAACAUAAUGACACGCGCUCGACAAGAUCCUGACCUAAACGAUGCUACUGUCCAAAAGGUGAUAGACAUGUCCCGUGGACUUCAGGAUGCAGCUGAGGCCAUCAUCAUGCACCAGCUUGCGCCGAUCAUCAUUCCCGCUAUGUUCAGAAUCCCCGACAAGAGGCUAGCAAUGAAUUGUGGUCAACAGUGGUUAAAUUCUGUCCCUGUUCCGCUCAGAUCGUCUGUCCUCCACGACCCGCUCCCCUUACCUCAACCAAAACCAGACCUAGUUUUCGGAUAUUCUGAGGCAGCCUUCACCCGCAACCAACUCGAUACAAUUGGCCUUCUCACCGACGACCAAUCCGGUGGAAACUAUGCAGCUCCAGAUCAGAAGGUUCGGUUUCCUUUUCUGCAGGUAGAGUUCAAGUCCCAGGCUUACAAUGGAACCCACUACGUCGCAAAGAACCACGCCGCUGGUGCUGGAGCUAUCGCUCUGAAUGGUCAGAUGGAUUUGAUACACCGCCGUUGCGCAUCGAAAACUUGGGACUGCGAUAUGCCACGAUACUUCUCGAUCAGCAUGGACCAUCGAACCGCCGCGAUAAACGUACAUUGGCUCAAAGCUCAGGCUGGAGGUGGCCAAUAUAGCUUUCAUACCGAAGAAUUAUCCAUUUAUUCUCUGCGGGACCCAGUCAGAAUCCGAUCUCUUUUCCGAGUGAUCAAGAACAUCCUUGACUACGGUGCCCAGAAACGGUUGCCAUCACUGUGCUCCUUACUGGACGAAUACCGGCAGAAGGUGAUCCGUGGCAGAGCAGCAGCAAAUGCUCAGAAAACCCAACCCGGAAAGUGA
Molecule: messenger RNA, 1014 nt
Organism: Exophiala dermatitidis NIH/UT8656
Lineage: Eukaryota; Fungi; Ascomycota; Eurotiomycetes; Chaetothyriales; Herpotrichiellaceae
Exons: 1
Coding region: 1-1014 (337 amino acids)
Source: RefSeq, a predicted model, not a curated record